This is a messenger RNA of Jaculus jaculus (lesser Egyptian jerboa), 1529 nucleotides long. Its product is annotated as IQ motif containing N. Lineage: Eukaryota; Metazoa; Chordata; Mammalia; Rodentia; Dipodidae. The record is from RefSeq and is a predicted model, not a curated record. The transcript has 4 exons. Bases 17 to 1177 code for a protein of 386 amino acids.
CGGGCUCCGCGCAGGCAUGGCGAGAUCCCAGCUGCUCCUGCUGGCUCUGCUGCUGCUACCCAGGCCCUGGAUCUCCUCUUCAGAUGAUUCUAGAAAGCUGUCUUCCAAUGCUCAGAGCUCUUCUACUGACAAACAACGUUCAAGGCCAAGCACUAACUCUGUAAGUUCCCAAGAAAACUCCACCAUGGAUUCCGACCCCACAAGUCCACAAGAAAACACCACGGACCCCGACCCCAGAAGUCCACAAGAAAACACCACGGACCCCGACCCCACAAGUCCACAAGAAAACACCACGGACCCCGACCCCACACGUCCACAAGAAAACACCACGGACCCCGACCCCACAAGUCCACAAGAAAACACCACCACGGACCCCGACCCCACAAGUCCACAAGAAAACACCACCACGGGCCCCGACCCCACACGUCCACAAGAAAACACCACGGACCCCGACCCCACAAGUCCACAAGAAAACACCACCACGGGCCCCGACCCCAGAAGUCCACAAGAAAACACCACGGACCCCGACCCCACAAGUCCACAAGAAAACACCACGGACCCCGACCCCACACGUCCACAAGAAAACACCACGGACCCCGACCCCACACGUCCACAAGAAAACACCACGGACCCCGACCCCACAAGUCCACAAGAAAACACCACGGACCCCGACCCCACAAGUCCACAAGAAAACUCCACCACGGACCCCGACCCCACAAGUCCACAAGAAAACACCACGGACCCCGACCCCACACGUCCACAAGAAAACACCACGGACCCCGACCCCACAAGUCCACAAGAAAAUACCACUGACCUAGGCCAAACAGAUUCCAUAACAGACUUCACCACCCCACAAACCUGGACAUUGUCUCUUUCCGGCUCUAGUUCGCCCGGUCCAGAGAUCACCUCGGCUUCCCAGGCCACUGCCUUGACCUCAGGGACUCUCACCCCUCAUAGCCCAGGCCCAGCUCCAGGUGACAGGUGGAUCCCUACUUCACACAGGAACCCAGGUGUGGUGAUAGCCGUGUGUUUGUUAGUGUCUGUUUUGCUCAUUGGCUCCGUGGUCAUGGCAGUCAGACACUGUCACCAAGAUGUGUCAGAGUUUCACAAGCUGGAUGAGGUGUCCAUGGGAAAUGUGAGCCAAAGAGUAUCAUUUGCAAACCUCACUCCUGAGUGACGACCUCUGGCUGGGUGGUGGGUUGGACACCUGGGCCAGAGUGAUGCUGAAGAAACAAAAGCCCCUGCUGGGCUGAGUGGGCUAAUGGUGGCAUCUGCAGUCCCCGCUGACCAAGAGGCUGAGGUAGGAGGAUCCCAGGAGUCCAGGAGUUCUAGGUAGCCUGUGCCACACAAUGAGACCCUGCCAACAAAAGAAAGCCUGUUGUGGUACGUCACACCUGUCAUCCCAGCACCCCAGAGAUGGAGGCAGUAGGGAAACCUUGGCUACACUGAGAGUUUGAGGCCAGCUUGGGCUACAUGAGACUGCCUCAACCAAAUCCAAAAAGAAAGUAAAAUGAAGUUCCUAGUAUUCA